AUGGCUCAAAGCCAUCAUGAAGGCUCAUCUUUAUUAUUAAACCAUAGUUCAGACCAUGGACCCAGCAUACAAGAGUCUGUGCAGAGUUCUCCAUCACAUAAGAGAUCCUUCUUUUGUUGCCAGAGACCCGAGCGGCUGUGGAGCACUACUAUUGUAGCCCUAGCAGCUGCUCUGUCUCCUCUAGUAGGUGGAUAUGCAGUGGGAUAUCCAUCCUCUUCUCUUAUCAACUUGAGCAACAUGACACACAACCGCUCCUUGGUAAACGGGUCUGUUCUUGUUGAUACUUAUGGGGCUUUAGUUCCCUUUGGUGCAUUAUUUGGAGGAGCAAUGGCUGGCUUUUCGGCCGAUACACUUGGACGUAAGCCAACAAUUGUCAUAGCACUGUUACCAUAUUUUGUGGGUUGGAUUAUGCUUGGAAUUUCGUGGUUCAUUAACAAUUCAAUUGCUUUUAAAGUGAUCAUACUAGUUGGUCGGUUUAUAACUGGCGUUGGAAUAGGAUGGGCCAUGUUGAUUGGACCAGUUUACAUUGGAGAAGUUUCUACUCCUUCACUGAGAGGGCUUUAUAGCUCACUGCCACAGCUGCUACUAAAUGUUGGGAUCUUCCUCAUAUACUGCAUUGCAGUCAUCCCUGGCAUUGAAUACUACCAAACUGCUUUCAUUGCAGCCAGCAUGAGUUUCAUUGUAUUUCUCAUUGUGAUAUGGCUACCAGAAACACCUCGGUUUCUCAUUGCCAAGGAGAACUUUAAAAAGGCUUUGAAGGUCCUCGUGUUUCUACGAGGACAUACUAUGAAUGCUCAAGAAGAGAUAGCAGAGAUUGAAGGAGCAAUUGCAAAGCAGAAGAAGCUCACUUGUAUUGAGACCCUGCGUGAGAUGAGACAUCGUAGCGUCUACCUUCCGUUUAUAUUGAUGCUUGUGCUGAUGUUCUUUCAACAGUUUUCAGGCAUAAAUACAAUUGCAUUUUAUGGUGAAAUAAUACUAAAGGAUGCAGGGCUGAGUCAAGAAAUGGCAAAGUACAUGGCCCUUUUGUCCAUCGGUCUUUGCCCUGUUAUUUUCACGCUGCUUACUACAUUAACUGUUGAUUUAUUUGGACGAAAAAUCCUCCUAAUGGCCAGUGCUUUAAUCAUGGGUUUCAGCUCGUAUUGCUUAGGUCUAUUCAACAGAUACAACAACCUCAAUGUAUUGGGCAUCGUGUCAAUGAUAUGUUUUGAGUUUGGAUUCAGCAUUGGAUAUGGACCCAUACCAUGGAUUAUGAUAGCCGAAAUGAUA
Amphimedon queenslandica is the source of this 1266-nucleotide messenger RNA. RefSeq names its product facilitated trehalose transporter Tret1-like. The annotation marks the transcript as partial. Lineage: Eukaryota; Metazoa; Porifera; Demospongiae; Haplosclerida; Niphatidae. The transcript is spliced from 3 exons. Gene Ontology annotation, biological process: transmembrane transport. Gene Ontology annotation, cellular component: membrane. The record is from RefSeq and is a predicted model, not a curated record. Gene Ontology annotation, molecular function: transmembrane transporter activity.